This is a messenger RNA of Desarmillaria tabescens, 1343 nucleotides long. RefSeq lists its product as uncharacterized. The coding region runs from base 211 to 1215 and encodes 334 amino acids. The transcript is spliced from 6 exons. NCBI's taxonomy places the organism in Eukaryota, Fungi, Basidiomycota, Agaricomycetes, Agaricales, Physalacriaceae. The record is from RefSeq and is a predicted model, not a curated record.
UGAAACCUUCCACCUUUUUUCUGUGAAGCAAUCGCAGAUUCAUGCCAUAACGGAUCAAGGCGCUAUAAGACCUAUUUAAGGAUCUGAGAAGGAAUCCUGCUGAGUUGGAAUCGAAAGCGAUGAUUAUCUUCGCAGCAGGCAGUGUCCAGUAAUUUAUAAAGUUGGUAUAUGUGCUCAUAAACCACUACCUCAUUGCUCUUAUUUUCCUCCAUGGCGAUUCAGAUAGAUAUUCCGUCAGAUAUUACCGAUGAUGAUAAAGCUUAUCUUUUUCAAACCAUCGAUGCUAUGCUGAACGCUCACCUUUUCUAUGCGCUAUUGCAUGGUAUAUACACGGGCGUUCUUGCCGUUACAUUAUGGAAUAUUUCCAUUAAUAAAUGUUGGCAAAUUCGACGAGCCCUGGCCAUCGUUAUCAUUAUCCUCUAUGCUCUGAUUACCAUCAAUUUUGCUGUCUGUUUGUCAAAGAUAUGCUCUGCUUUCAUCGAUCACGGCGAAAAUUUUUGGACUGUAUAUUCGAAGCUUACUGGUGGGGCCCAGACAGUCUUCUGGGAGACGGGUAUCACAGCAUCCUUGAGUACCCUUCUUGUAGAGUCAUAUAUGAUUUGGUGCUGCUGGAUGGUUUGGGGACGACGCCGGCUUAUUGUCUUGCUUCCCAUAUUUUUUCUAAUUUCUGCAAUCGUAUCAAGGACCAUGCAAACAUAUUACGAAAAUGUCCAUGCGUCCGCACGCAAUGAUUUGUUCACAAAAUUCUAUCUAUCCUUCAACCUGGCGACGACAUUGUCAUGCAACUUGCUCAUCAUUUACCGCAUUACAACUAUCGCUAGAUCUAGGCGUGGAGCAGAGGGUCGACUAAGAGUUUAUCGCCGUUUCAUCCAAGUGCUCGUGGAGUCCUCAGCUGUAUAUGCAAUAUCUCAGCUCCUUUAUUUAGCUUUCAGCAUUAGAAAUAAUUCGGGAACGUUUUACUCUGACAUCAUAUCUGCCAUCGCGAAGGGAGUUGCACCCACACUCCUUGUUGGUAGGGCAGCUGCAGGACAUACUCAACCGAAAGAUGACUCCGAUGAAACUACGGUGUCGGCACUUCAUUUCCGGACACCUUCGAAACUUGGCACGACAAACCUUCAAGAAUCCACCAUGCAGGGCUCAGUCCUUGAAAUGGACGUCGAAGCUCAAUCGCAGCGGUCGGAUGAGUUCGUGGUAGUUGUCGAAAGGAUACAGUAGGGGCCACGACGACUGAAAGUCGGGCUGAGACUUUGAACAAAAUUGGGAGCUAUCUUUGAUUGUAUUAUCCUUUUCUGUAUUGUGCUUUUAUGUAUUUUAUCUUUCGAUUGAUUAUAUAAACCUGCUCA